AUGCGCUGCCGGAUCCCUCUUUACCUGGCAGCAGCCGCCUGCGCAUUUGCCGCUGAACAGCCGUGUAAAUGCAUCCCCGGAGACUCUUGCUGGCCAACCGAAGACCAAUGGAUCACCCUCAACGAGACCAUCUCCGGAAAGCUCAUCAAAGCGGUUCCUCCCGGAGCCGUCUGCUACCCAUCCCGCGCCGAGUUCGAUCCCGUCGCCUGCGAUGCCCUCUUGAAGCGUUGGCCUUCCUCAAGCUUCCACUCGUCCCAUCCUUUCAGCAUCCAGGGGCCGCUCCGAGCUAAUGACAGCUGCUACCCGAUUUUCCCCAACGGAACGAGCAUCACUGGUGACGUUUUGGCUGGCUCAAAAGGAUGCUCUCAGGGCUCUUUCCCUCUCUAUGUCGUCAAUGCUACUGAGGCGUCGCACGUCGCUGAGGCUGUCAAGUUUGCUCAGGGGCACAACAUGCGCCUAGUUGUCAAGAAUACGGGCCAUGCUGGGUCUGAGAAUGUUUGGACUCACAAUUUCAAAAACAUCACGUUCCACAAGCAAUUCCGGCCCCAGGGCGGCGACAUCUCCAACUCGUCUCUCGAUAUGGCCGUCACGAUAGGCGCCGGCGUACAGGCCGGCGAGCUCCAUGCAGCAAAUGCCAAGAACAACGUAAUGGCCGUCAGCGGCACAAAUCUGGACGUCGGCAUCGCAGGAUGGUCCGCAGGCGGCGGCCACGGCUACAACACGGGCGAGUACGGCAUGGGCGCCGACAAUAUCCUCCAGGCCACUGUCGUCGCGCCCUCCGGCGAUGUCCUUACCGCAAACGCCCACGUCAACCAGGACCUCUUCUGGGCUCUCCGCGGCGGCGGCGGCAGCACGUACGGUAUCCUCACCAGCAUGACGGUCAGGGUCUAUCCUUCACUGCGCGCCACCCUCUGGACCUUUGAUCUUUCCUCUCAGAAUGUGACCACGGCACGGGAGUGGUGGCGCACCAUUGCUGCAUUCUACGGCCGUCUUCCGCAGGCUCACGAGCGCGGCGCCCAGGGGUAUUACUCCGUCAUAGGACCGCCGUCUUCCGCCGGUCUCGCGCUACACGGUGUUCUGUUUGGGUGGGACAUGGCCAACGGUACCAUGAGAGACAUCGUUGCGCCCCUUCAAGAACUCUUGGACCAGUCGUUAACGGCACAUAUCCAGACCACGACGUCCUUUACCGAGUUCCCUUCCUUCUUUCAGAUGAUGCAGGCCCUUCCCUCGUCGGACCACGCCGGCACAACCCGAAGCCAGAUUGUGUCUCGGCUGUUGUCGCGCCAGGAUGGAUUCCCCAACAUUGCCAUGUCAGGAACAUUAACAGCAAGUUGGAAACCGGUGAACAACUCCCUGAACCCCGUCUGGCGCGAUACAGCCCUACACCUCGUAGCAACGCAGGGCUGGGACGCCUCGAACGCCACUGAGACCAUCGAUGCCGCCGUCGACCGUCUCAUGUACACCUCCCUCGAGGCCCUUCGCGAAUUGGACCCCACAUCGCAGGCCAGUACGUUCGAGCCAAGAUGGCAAACAUCCUUCUUCGGCGUCAACUACCCCCUUCUCCGCUCCAUCAAGGCCCGCUACGAUCCCAACGAUUUGCUCUGGUGCCCUACCUGCGCCGGUAGCGAGGGCUGGGUUCAGCAGGAGGACGGGACCCUGUGCAGAGCUUUCCGGCCGCUGUAAGAUCUGGAUAAAGCACAGGAGCUGAAUGGUUCUAUCGUUUGUGUCUUCUUGAGCUUCGGCGGUUGAUUUCCGUUGGAACCCAG
Molecule: messenger RNA, 1766 nt
Organism: Colletotrichum phormii
Lineage: Eukaryota; Fungi; Ascomycota; Sordariomycetes; Glomerellales; Glomerellaceae
Exons: 6
Coding region: 1-1683 (560 amino acids)
Molecular function (GO): oxidoreductase activity; FAD binding
Source: RefSeq, a predicted model, not a curated record